GUUAAAACUGAGAUUGUGUUGGCACAAUCUCAAGAAGAAAACAGAAAGAUUACGCUGCUCACCCAGACUCCCGAGUCCAUCUCAACUGAAAUUUAAUUUAAAACACUGACCAUGGCUAAUAUUUACUUUUUAUGAGAGUGGGCAGUCAAACAAACAAGUUCCUUACAUGUAUAUUAGGCAGGUGCAUUGAGAACAGUUCAGUUUCUGGCACAAUGAAUCCUCUAAGUUUCCUCGUUGUCGGGAUGCUGCUGGUUAGCACCUGGUCUCUUCCUGUCACAAGUUUUCCACUGCCAACAGUUUCUUGUAAUGACACCGACGUGGAAGGUGCUGCUGCUUUAGCUUUGCAGAGUAUUAACAAAGAACAAGAAGAAGGCAACGUUCUUAGCCUAUUCCGCAUUAAUGCUGCCCAAAAGCAGCGCCGGGGAAGGGGGACUGUCUUCUACCUUACCUUUAAUGUUCUAGACACAGAAUGCCACGUCCUUAGCAGGAAGGAUUAUGAAGAAUGUGAAGUCAGAUAUUUACAUGAAGCAGUUUAUGGAGUUUGCAAAGCCGUCAUAUAUGUUAGCCAAAGAAGUGGUGGUAAGCUGCUCACCUAUAACUGUACUUUAAGUCCAGUUGCAAGAAAAGAGAUUGCUUUGGUUUGUCCAGAUUGUCCACCUGGUGACUCCUUAGACAAGCCAAUAUAUGCUGAAAUUGCAAAACUGUCCCUUUCAAAGUACAACCAGGAAAGCAACAACAGUAAAAUAUUUGCCGUUAAAAACAUCACAAGGGCUUCUAUGCAGUCUGAGUUUGGAACUGCUUAUUAUGUGGAGUUCACUGUCUAUCAGACGGGGUGUACCAAGGAUAACCUUCUUGAAAAUGGCGCCUGUGAGACUGUUGACCUAGUUACACGCUAUGGUUACUGCAAGGGUUCAAAAAUUUCAACUGCCGAAGACCCAAUUGGUCCUGCGUCGUGUACAAUUUAUGAACCACAGGACCAAUGGAAACAUGAUCACAGAUGUACACAUUCACUUAAGUGGAAGUGUAGAAAAGGGCAUGGACAAGAACGUGGUCACAGAUGUGCCCAUGAUCACUCACAUGAGCAUGGACAAGAACGUGGUCACAAAUGUGCCCAUGAUCACUCACAUGAGCAUGGACAUAAACGUGGUCACAGAUGUGCCCAUGACCACUCACAUGAGCAUGGACAGGAACGUGGUCACAGAUGUACCCAUGGUCACUCACAUGGUCACAGAUGUACCCAUGGUCACUCACAUGGUCACAGAUGUACCCAUGGUUACUCACAUGGGCAUGGAUUGAGCCAUGGAUGUGAUGUGGGACUCGUUGAGGAAAGCAGCCAUGAUCAUCGUAAUGACUCUUCGGAGGGGAAUUACUUUCAUGCCCAAUGUAGAUGCACAGUAGGAUCUGUGGUUAUUCUUCCUCAGAGUAUUAACCAGGUGGAUCUUCCAGAUCCUGUUCUCAGUAUCCCUGAAAUCAGCUGGAUCCCCAGUGCUUUCAUACUUCCAUUCCCUGAUAAAUCUUCUCCAGGAUGCCCUGCAGAACCAAAGCUUCCACAGCUAUGGGUUCUAGAUCUAUUAAAACCUAUCAAAUAAUAAUGUUACCCCCCCCCCCCCACCCCUUAUGCCAAACCAUAGUUGUAAUUUUUAAUUAAAUGUUAUUGGCACAGGUUGAAAGAUAAAUAUUAGAAAAUUGCUAUAAUUAUUAAUAUUGGGAAUAGUCAUCUGAUUUAAAACCUACAAUGGGCUUAUUAAACUAUUUGCAUCAAUUGUCUUCAAAAUAAAAUAAAAAAAAAAUAACA
Molecule: messenger RNA, 1795 nt
Organism: Polyodon spathula (Mississippi paddlefish)
Lineage: Eukaryota; Metazoa; Chordata; Actinopteri; Acipenseriformes; Polyodontidae
Product: fetuin-B-like
Exons: 9
Coding region: 132-1589 (485 amino acids)
Biological process (GO): negative regulation of endopeptidase activity; binding of sperm to zona pellucida
Cellular component (GO): extracellular region
Molecular function (GO): metalloendopeptidase inhibitor activity; cysteine-type endopeptidase inhibitor activity
Source: RefSeq, a predicted model, not a curated record